This is a messenger RNA of Culicoides brevitarsis, 604 nucleotides long. It is a transcript of the gene MED21, whose product is annotated as mediator of RNA polymerase II transcription subunit 21. Gene Ontology annotation, cellular component: mediator complex. The record is from RefSeq and is a predicted model, not a curated record. The coding region runs from base 155 to 568 and encodes 137 amino acids. The transcript is spliced from 2 exons. NCBI's taxonomy places the organism in Eukaryota, Metazoa, Arthropoda, Insecta, Diptera, Ceratopogonidae. Gene Ontology annotation, molecular function: transcription coregulator activity. Gene Ontology annotation, biological process: regulation of transcription by RNA polymerase II.
UGAAACCGAUUUCGAUGGUAAACAAAGCGAAAAAAUAGAAAUUUUUGUCAUUUUAAGGCUUUUUACUACAAUUUCUUGCUGUAAAAUCACUUCACACCGCUAAUUUAUUGACUAAAAAUCAUAAAUUUAUAAAAAUCCAUUCGAAAAAUCAAAAAUGGCAGACAGAAUCACACAAUUACAAGACACCAUCAAUCAACAAGCGGAGCACUUUUGUAACAGUAUUGGUAUUCUUCAGCAAUGUUCCGUCCCCAGUCGCUUUCCCGGCUAUGACAGAUCCGGAUCGCAAACCCCCCAACAGUCUCAAGAGGAUUUUGCGCAACUUUUCUCGACGCUAAUUGUGAAAUGUGCGAAAGAUAUUGACACCUUAAUCGAAUCGCUGCCCAACGAAGACAGCAGUCAAGAGCUCCAGGUGCAAAGUUUACGAAGAUUGGAGGUGGAAAAUCAAGCGGCAGCCGAACGACUCGAAGAAGUGGUGCGAAAGGGAGAAAUGUUGCUGGAACAGAUCCAGUCGGCUUUGAGUGAUAUUGCUCAGUCACAGAUUGAAAGCAAAUUCGAAAAUGCUACGUAAAUAAAAAAAUAAAGUUUUUAAUUAUUUUAAAUUUAA